AUGGCCGACCAACCUGAGUUUCAGCCUGGGGGGUCGCAUAGACGCAAUCAACGACACCAAUCUGGGACAGAUAACAAACCUCCAGACAAUUCAAAGGUUAAAGAUCAGGCACAGUUGCCACAGUCUACAACUGAAAAGAAACACAACAGGAAAAGAAGUGCCUCGUGUUCAAAGGAUACAGGUCAGCACUGCACUAGUAACAAGUUUAUAGCACCCAGCAACAAGGUCACUGUUGCUUGUAACAAGGUCACUGUUCCUAACAAAGUUUCAGUCCCAAGCAGCAAGGUUGCAACCCCAAACAAGGAACUUGACUGGAACGACAGUGCUUCAUAUAAACCAAGUUCGUCAAAGAAAAAGAAGAAAGCUGCUAAGAAGGAAAAGAGGAAAUCAAUUUCAGUGUCAGCACAUGAAGUAAAUGACAUAACUGUCUCCCAGGUAGAAGAGAAAGGGAAAAAAUCAUUCUCAAAAACAAUUGCUGGUAUUGUUGGGAAAGGUGCAAAACUUAUCAACAUAUCUCAAUCAUCAGCUAUUGAGAAACUACAAAAGGCUGAAACAACAGUAACUAGUAAUACCAGCUUAUCAAACACAGAUCAGUCUGAUCCAGAGACAUAUACAAUAUCAAAGAACCUGCGGUCCAAUUCAAACGCGUCUGUCAUUGAAGGCAUUCCCUAUUACACAACUUUCAACAAGUGGAGUAAUAGUAAAAAAGUGUGUACUAAAUCUGCCACUGGGAGUUCCAUUUCAUCACUACAUACAGACAGUAACGUGGUGGAUAUAGAAAUCCUAGGGAAAUCCUUCUCAUCACACAGUGACAGUCCAGCAGAAAGAAGCAUUUCACAGGUUCAGUCAGGUUCUCAAAGUCCAAGCUUGCAGCCUUCUGUAGCGAAAAAAGCAAAAAUUGAAGAAUCAAGUAAUCGAAGAGGAAAAGGCAGUUCAGCUAGAGAACACAAAGACAGUACCCAGCAAUCCCCACCUACUCUUGAAAACCAGUCGCCGGGGCUUGACGGCUUACGGCGGACCAGACGCACAAGGAAAACGGGAUCUUGUGCUAGUAGCAGUGGUCGACGUUCCUCAUCAUUGUCCAAGCGCCAAGGAGGCUCAACAUCACGCCCAGGACCACCAGGUGGCACUGACAGUGGUACUAGCCACACUAGAGGGACGUCCAAACCACAUUCCAGCACAAUGUCAGACCCUACAGACAACACUGGAAGUGGCGCUAGACCACGUAACACUGAGGAGGGUGCACAACCUCCGGUGGCAGCAUCCAGCUCUGGUGGUGCCACUGCAGUAACAUCAGAGAGUGAGAGCGAGGAAGCCGACAUGGGGAGACUUCAAGCGCUUCUUGAGGCCCGCGGCCUUCCCUCCCAGCUGUUUGGGGCACUUGGUCCCAGAAUGCACCAGCUCCUGCACAGGACAAUGGGAGGAGGCAACAUCAGUAAAGCUCAGCAGUUGAUACAAGGCCUACAGUCUACAGGAAACGAGGACCAGCAGCUCACAUCUGCUAUUGAAAUGUGCCAGUUACUUGUGAUGGGAAAUGAAGACACUCUAGCAGGCUUCCCAGUAAAACAGGCCGUGCCAGCCCUCAUCACACUUCUACAGAUGGAGCACAAUUUUGACAUGAUGAACCAUGCCUGUCGUGCCCUUACCUACAUGAUGGAAGCUCUACCUCGGUCCUCUGCGGUGGUUGUCGAUGCUGUGCCAGUCUUCCUGGAAAAGUUACGAGCUAUCCAGUGUAUGGAUGUAGCAGAACAGUCAUUGACGGCGUUGGAAAUGUUGUCACGAAGACACAGCAAAGCAAUCCUGCAGGCUGGAGGUAUAUCAGCUUGUCUGACAUUUCUGGACUUCUUCAGCAUGUCGGCACAAAGGAGUGCUUUGUCCAUUACUGCGAAUUGUGUACAGAACCUCAGUCCUGAAGAGUUCCACCUUAUCAGGGAAUCUUUUGCUUUGCUCAGUGCUCGUCUUACCCAUCAGGAUAAGAAGUCGGUUGAAAGCUGUUGUUUGUGUUUCUCCCGUUUGGUGGACAAUUUUCAAGGCGAUCAGAGGAUUCUGAAGGAGAUAGCAGUACAUGGACUUCUUACCAAUAUACAACAACUGUUGGUAGUCAGCCCACCAGUGGUUAGUACGGGAACGUUUGUGAUGGUUGUACGUAUGCUGUCCGUUAUGUGUGCCAGCUGUCCUGACCUGGCUGUCCUCCUUCUCAAACAAAAAAUAGCAGAUACCCUGUGUUAUCUCCUAGUGGGAACUUCUGAACAAGCCAGUCCAAAUAUAGAGCUUGUAUCCAGAACACCUCAGGAGCUAUAUGAGAUAGUGUGUCUUAUUGGCGAGCUGAUGCCCAAGCUGCCAACAGAUGGAAUAUUUUCUAUUGAUACAAUGCUGCGUAAGGGGUCCACAGGUCAACUGGAGGCCAUCACCUGGCAAUGGAGAGAUGACCGUGGUAUCUGGCACCCUUAUACACCUAUUGACAGCAAGAUUGUGGAGGCUGCCCACCUGGCCAGUGAGGAUGAGGUUAGUCUUUCCACUAUGGGGCGAGCCUACACACUGGACUUUAAUUCUAUGCAACAGAUUAAUGAGGAUACAGGCACAGCACGGCCAGUUCAGAGGAAGGUUAAUCCUUUUGUACCUGGUGCACCACAGGCCUCUGCCACAUCCCUGACAUCCUCAUCAUCGUCUGCAUCGUCAGUAUCUUCCCUUGCGUCUGACCCAAAUAUUGAACGAUGUGACUCACGAGCGGAGAUCCUUAAAGAAGACAUGGCUCUGGCCUCAGCUUUCAUUCAGACACUAUUCGCUGUUCUGUAUGAGGUAUACAGCUCUUCAGCUGGGCCUACUGUGAGACAUAAAUGUCUACAGACAUUACUGAGAAUGAUCUUUUAUGCGGAUGCUGACUUACUUAAAGAAAUCCUGAAAACACAACCUGUCUCAAGCCACAUAGCAGCCAUGAUGGCAUCCCAGGACCUGAAGGUGGUGGUUGGAGCUAUUCAGAUGGCCGACAUCCUCAUGCAGAAGUUGGCUGACAUCUUCAGUGUAUUUUUCAGAAGAGAAGGUGUGAUGCACCAAAUAAAGAAGUUAGCCGAGUCGGAUCCCAUGGCUGUGUCACCAGUGAAGCCACCCUGCCCUCCAGAGAACCACCCCUCAGGGGCGGGUUCAGUCUCUAGUUCGCUUAGUAGUUUGAGCAGUUCCAGCACAAUGGAGUCAAGUAGCAGUAUAUCUCAAAGCUCUGAAUCCUUAGGGGGGCGGGAUGCUGGUCUUGGGUCGCACGAACUGGGAGGGGCCUCCAUCCCCACCCCUGGAGAUGAACAAUGCAGUAGUCCAACACAAAUGCGGCUUAGUGAUGUGCUAAAAAGAAAGAAACCUCCAAAGAGGUCCCUGGGACGUAAGGGACGUAACUCUGCUGAGGAACUACCUACAGAUCUGGCUACAAAGACCACUACCCCUACAUCAAGUCGCGGCUCUAGUAGGACGAAAGCUGCCAGUAAUUUCAUUUUCAAAAGCAAGGAAGCAAAGUCCAGUGGGGCAAGUUCAAAAAUGUCCUUCCUACCAAGUCUGAAUCCUCGCAGCUGGGGCAAGAGUUCCAACAGUUCUGAUCGACCUUCAUUACCCAAGGGUAGCCUAGCAAAGGCUGGACAACCAAGAGUACUCGCUAAUCUCUCACGAAAUGAUUUAAGUGUCCAAAAGCAGAUCAGUAUUUCUAGCUCUGGUAAUAAGGAAAAAGUGAAGACCUGGAUCAAGGAACAAGCAAUUCGGUUCCUUGAUCAGUACUUCAAUUCCGAAAGCCAGGGAAGCAGCCAUCCGGCUCUUAAUGUCCUUAACCGGUUGUGUUCUGCAACAGAAAAUCUGUCUGUUGAGGAGGAUUCUGGCAUAGACUGUCUAAAGGUUAUAGCCCAGAUCAUGAAAGAGAAUGAUGUUUCUCCAUUUGAAAUCAUCCAUAGUGGACUUGUUCAAAAGUUCCUUCAGUAUCUGACCUCAACAACAGGAGAAGUUCCUCGUGAUGUUAGGAUCAGACGCUUCCUUCACGUCUUCCUCAACUGUCCAGCACCUGAUGUACUGUAUGUGAAGGAGACUAACUUUAACUUAGAAACCAUUCCCUCAUUGUGUGCUCUAGUCAGCAAGUUGAUUGGAUGUCUUCAUCAACUUGAACAGUUUCAGGUCAAAGUUCAUGACCUCCCAGGGGGAAGCACGUCAAGUGGACGAGGCUCAAAUGCCCUUCGCUUCUUCAAUACACACCAACUAAAGUGUAAUCUACAACGUCACCCGUCAUGUACAUCUCUAAGGCAGUGGAAGGGUGGACCAGUGAAAAUUGAUCCUUUAGCUUUAGUCCAGGCUAUUGAAAGAUAUUUAGUUAUUCGUGGUUAUGGCAGAUUAAAACCGGAUGGAGAAGAUGAUAUUAGUGAUGAUGACAACUCAGAUGAUGAUGUGGAUGAUACAAUGGCGGCUGUGUUUAUAAGCCAGGGAACAGCUCGACACAAGUUGGAAUUUUUGAUAGGAGAACGAAUAUUACCUUAUAACAUGACGGUGUACCAGGCCAUCAAGAACUACAGUAAUCCAGGGGAAAAAGACAGCAGUGAAACCGAUACAGACACGGAGAACCCAGUUGGUCAUGCCAGCAUUUGGGUGCAAACACACACCAUCUGGUAUCGCCAGGCAACAGAACAAGAGGAAGGGAUGGCCACGAGUCCAAAGAAAACACGUCCUGAGAUCAAGGGUCCCAAGUCGUCUAACAGGAAAAAGGUGGAUGAACUGUGGACAGAAGGACACUGUCCAAUGAUGGUUCCUGCUCUAAAUGCUUACCUCACUGACAAGUUGCCGGCGUUUGUUACUGUGACAGAUGCAUCUGUAGAUGUAAUUGCCCUCCUACGUAUUCUCCAUGCAUUUAACCGAUACUGGUCCACCAUGUAUGAGGUGAUGUUUUCCAGUAAGCCCAUCCUUCCAUUCACCGAUUUCCUAAGUUCCAAGCUCACAGCCAAAGCCAAUCGUCAGCUGCAGGACCCUCUUGUGAUUAUGACAGGAAACCUUCCUUGCUGGCUGGCAGAAAUAGCAGCUGCUGCGCCGUUCCUAUUCCCAUUUGAGACAAGACAGCUGCUAUUCUAUGCUACAACAUUUGACCGUGACCGAGCACUAAUGCGUCUACAGGACAAUUCAGGAGAUACCAGUACGAAUGAUAGCAGUGAGCGUGUGGCCCCGAGACUGGACCGCAGACGGCGGCUAGUGACUCGAGCUGAUCUACUGAAGCAAGCUGACAAGGUCAUGGAAGACCUUGGAAACUCCAGAGCUCUACUGGAAAUACAGUAUGAAAAUGAGGUGGGUACCGGCUUGGGUCCAACACUGGAAUUUUAUGCCCUUGUAUCUAAAGAAUUACAGAAGGGAGAAUAUGAGAUGUGGAGGGGCGACGUGGUCAAGGAUGUGGACAGUGAAGGAAAAGAAACAGGUGAGGAAUACUAUCAUGCUAACUGUGGACUUUUCCCUCUGCCUCUCGCUCGGAAUGCAAAAGCUGCAGUGGUUACUAAACUGAAAAACAAAUUCAAGCUCCUCGGCAAGUUCAUGGCUAAAGCUAUGAUGGACUCAAGAAUGCUUGAUCUGCCAUUGAGUUUGGUUUUCUACAAAUGGAUGCUGGGACAAGAGCACAGCCUCACUUCAAGCGACCUCCAGCAUGUUGAUCCUGUGGUUGCCAAGUCUUUCAGACAACUAGAAGAUGUUGUCCGUCAAAAACAACGCAUCCUGGCCGACAAAUCCCAUACAAAGGAAAGCCAACAGCUUGCUCUAGACAACGUAACAAUGGAAGGAUGUAGUAUAGAGGAUCUGGCCCUCGACCUUACUCUUCCAGGGGCUGCCCAUAUCGAAUUGAAAAAGGGUGGCAAGGACAUUCCUGUAACCCUGGAUAAUCUUGAGGAAUAUUUACAGUUAGUGGUACAUUGGAGUUUGGUGGAGAGUGUUUCCAGACAAUUUGAAGCCUUCAGAGAGGGAUUUGAGUCCAUCUUUCCACUAAGCACACUACAGAGUUUCUAUCCAGAAGAGCUGGAGCAACUAUUCUGUGGGAAUGCCACAGACACAUGGGAUGUAAAGAUGUUGAUGGAGAGCUGCCGUUCCGAUCAUGGAUACACCCACGACAGUCGGGCGGUCAAGUUCCUGUUCGAGGUGCUUAGUUCAUAUGAUGGAACAGAACAGAGGAAGUUCCUCCAGUUUGUGACUGGAUCGCCACGCCUUCCUGUAGGAGGAUUCCGGAGUUUAAAUCCACCUCUCACUGUAGUAAGAAAGACAUUUGAAGCCUCGGAAAAUGCUGACAAUUUCUUGCCCUCUGUGAUGACAUGUGUGAACUAUCUUAAAUUACCUGACUAUUCCUCUGUUGAGAUCAUGCGUGAGAAACUCUAUCUGGCCACAAAGGAAGGCCAGUUAUCCUUCCAUCUAUCCUAACAUCGUCUUUCAGAGAAAUAGACUUGGAGAAGGCAAUUUAAUAGCAUACCUACACGUCAUUACAGUCCGGAAGAUUUGAUGCACAUUAGUUCUGACACAUUCUGAUGGAAAAGGGAUACUGGUCCUUAUCAAAUCCUGAAGGUUACAUAAUAUUUUUUUUUCAAACAUUAUUUACAAGAGGCAGGAUAUUUGUAUAUCAGCUUUACUUUGUAAGGAAUCUCCAGGAUGCAGAAUGUGUAUUGGUCACUACCGUCCUAAACAGGAGUUCAUGGGAAGAACCUGAGAGAGUCCCACGGGGAUGAGAUGUCAUCCCGACCAUUCUUCACACAACAGGAUCUACAGGAGACAAGAUUUAUUUUUGGUCAUAUCAAUCCUACAACAGUCAAGUCAUUAAGAUAACUUUUCUGGAAGACAGUGCUACAGGACACACAGUGUAGUGUAAUUCCAGACAAAGCCAGGAAUUUUAUCAAAACAGGAAAAAAGACCCUGGAUAUAUAUAUUACUUAAUACACUGUUUCAAAAGGCAUGGUAUCUGGAUUGAUGUGGAUAAUUUCUUGGUUAUUGAGACAAGAUAUCUAUAUACCGAUUCCUUUGACGAUCUUGUAGCGGACUGGAUACUUGAUUAUUGAUUCUGAUGGUGCAACAGGUGACAAACUCAGUUGAUAUAAUACCUUGUGUGUGCUGAUAAAUCUGAUGCUGUUAAAAGGUACAUAUUUGGUGCAUUGUAAUAUUUGACUAUCAUAAGUUGUUAAAUGGAAUACAUUAAUGAACUGGUGUAUCCAUAAUGUGUACAUUUUACAGAAUAGGAUUUAUAAACGAGCUCGAUGGAUUUAAUUUAUAUUUCCAGAUAUUUUUUAUCCUUAUAAGGAAGUGUAUUUAGGAUGUGAACUCUCAAUAUGCUCCUUUGACGAUUGCAUCAGCAUAAAUAUAGACAAGUCUUUAGUUCAAGGGCACGAGACAGUUCCCUUCAAACAGUUUUACGAUUGUGAUUUAGGAGAAAGAACACUAUUCUUUACAAAUGAUGUGUUGAAUCCCUUUUUUUAAAUUACAAAAUUGAUUUGCAAGGAAGAAAGAUAUUAUGUUGAACUGAUGUAAGUCAUCACCUUAUCUGAGGCUCGAAAAACUUCUUUUGUCCUGUAUAUUGUAUGUGACAAUGAAGUUGACAACAUGGGUAUUUUUAGUGCGACUUUUAAUUGAAGAAUAUAUGACCUUGAAGUUUCAUGGUCUGUGAUGUUGAUUCUUAUAUUAAAAGAUCUGGAGAUUGAUGUGUGUGAUGAAUCUGUGCAAAACACAAAAAACAGUUACCUGUAAACACCCCACCCACUUGUCUGACCGUGUAGUCCAUGGUCACACCCACCCUGACAUUGACAUAAAAAGGCUUUAUUAUAAGUUUUGUGAUCAUUUUCUGCAUUAUAUGUUGAACAUGUAUUGUGACAUGUAUAGUUAUGUAUAAAUUUGUGUUAUUUACUUUAAUAGUUUUAGAAAAGGAAUUUCAUCUGUUAAAGUACCCCCAGAAUUUCUUUGUGUAUGUUAAAGGGAUAAAUGUUUUGGUAUGAGCGACAGUGAGGUGUUUUAGUGACAUCUGAAUAUAUGUAUUCUAUAGCAUUUUUAUUUCAACUGGUCAAUCUUUUGUUGAAUCAAUUCGCUACAGGCAAAUUUCAUUCAUAUGUUGAUAACUAAGUCUGUCCAAGGGACGACAUUGCGUAAAGUUUGUACAUAAUUGUAUACAUGUUUUCGUAGGACACUAAAAAAUUUAACAUCAAACUCGUCAAAAAUUUAAACCAAGUUUUCAUAUAACUUACAUUAAAGGGGCACUGUGUGGACAUAUUUUGAAGAAAUUCAGUGAGAAUAUAGAUUUUUUUCAAAAUGCUGUUAUUGGUAACAUAUGGAAGAACACAAUAAAUGUUUCAUUUGCAAUUUACAAAUAUCUUCCUGCAUGUGCCAGACUGGUUUAACGCCAGGAGAACUAUUGAGUCUGGCAGACAAUGAUACAUUGGUAAGAAACGUCCUUAAUACUGUUGUCAUCACUUCACUUAAAAAUCAGUUAAAGCUAGGAAUUCAGUAAAAUUUUAUCUAUAAUAGAACACAUUGGUAUAGUAUCAGUGUUUUUAUAGAUUAUUUUAUCUUUCAAUUUUUGAAUAAAGUUAUUAUCAUUUAAAAUCGUGAACUGAUAUUGAUUCUUUAUUUUUUAUUUUUUUUUUUUCAUUUUUUUGGUCGUAAAAUCUUGAUUUGGCUUUCAUUCUUCAUCUAAUCAGUGUACUUUUCUGUGCUUAGAAUGGAUAUAUUUUACUGUUAGCCCAGUAGAUUUUCACAUUUAUCCAGAGUUUCAUCAUGCAUACACAAUAUCACAAGGGAAUUGUGAAAGUAAUAAGAAUGUGUUGUCUGUUCAUUCUGAAAUAUAUUAACCUAUGGUUUACAAUAAAGCUAUAGAAAUCUUUGUGAAAAAGAAAAAAAAAUUGAAAGAUGAAAAGGGUAUGGAUUUUUUGUGAAUUUUUAUAGUUCAUAGGCAAUGGCUCAAAAUAUUUGAAAUAUAGGUCGUUAAAGUUUCUGACUUCCAUGUAAGUUUGAAUGUUGGUUUAGAGUACAGAAAAGUCCAGUUAUUACAGCUUGUGUUGGCCAUUUGAUGAUAACCUUCUUGCUGUUAAGUGUUGAAAAUUGUCCUGCAGAUCUAGUAAUUUUGUGUGUAUUUUUGGAUGGUGAUGUUUCAUUCAAGGUCUUCAUUUCUCAUGAAAAUGUAUAAUUAUUUAAAUGUGUUAAUUCAUGUGAUUAAACUUAAUACAAUGGAGAAAUGCAGAAUCUGCUACAAAUAAAGAAGUGAGAGAUGAUAUGAGGGCAAAAGUCCUCGCAAACAACGGUAUUGCCAUGUAUAGCAAUGCUGUGUGAAAUGGAUUGUGAUAUUUUGUUUCAGUUACUGGGGUAAUACAAUAUUAUUGUUGUUGCAUAAAAUAUCAAUUUCUUUGUUUAUUUUUUUCUUUUCUUUUCUUUUUUUUUUUUUUUUUUUUGUUUUGUUUUUUUUUUCGUUUGUUUUUAUUUUUCAAACCGAAGGUGUAGUAUACCAAUCGCUUUACUGCCACUUCUGCUAAUUUGUUUGGUAUGCGUUACAAAUGAAUGGAAGGAUUUUCUAUAUAUAGAUAUAUAUACUGGUAUGUAUUUGAUAACCUGGGUCGUAGCUAGUAAUUGUAAUAUCUUUAGUAUUUUAUUUGUAUGAUGCUAGUACAUUGAUUUAAAUUUUGUGUAACGGUACUACAGUUUGAUCUUUCAGUGUUGAGGUAUCAGUAAUACAGAUGAAUUGGUCUCUGGCGGUGAUGUGACAAGAUAUCACUGAAACUACCCGAAACUAUUUGAAAAUUUACCUUGAUAUAUAAAUGCCAUUUGCAGAAGUAGAAUCAGUUUUGUUUUCAAAUUUGUCUGUAAGCAAUCUCAUCAAAAUUUUAUACUUACAACAUCAAAAGUUUCUUCAAAUAUAAUGGUUAAUAAAAUGGGGAAUUCCUAACUUUUGCAGUUAUGAAAAUAUUUGUUUAGGUAAAUGUUGAUUGCAAGGCUUUAUAAACCUGUGAAUCAGUGUUGUUUUAAAGUACCUGGUUCUUCAAUUUAUGCCACUUUUCUUUUUUGAGUGAAAUUUCUAGAAAAUGAUACACGAUAGUUGCAAAGAAGACUUGACUGAAUACUGAUGGGAAUUUGUUUUGGUAAACAAAUAUAAAGAUUUACUUGUCAGGUCAGUUAUUGACUUGUGUUAAUACUGAAAAGAAUUUGUUUUAGUAAACAAAUAUAAAGAUUUACUUGUCAGGUCAGUCAUUGGCUUGUGUUAAUACUGAUGGGAAUUUGUUUUGGUAAACAAAUAUAAAGAUUUACUUGUCAGGUCAGUCAUUGGCUUGUGUUAAUGCGGUAAUGUUUACUUACAACAUUUACUGAGAAAUUGUUGCGCUUUUACCAGGAUAUCAUGUAGAAUGAGUUCAUGAGUGAGAUGUUGUGUUAGUCUUCUGUUUGUUGAUGACGAUGUGUGAAUGUGAACAGAAAACAAAUGUCAACAAAGAGAAAAGAAAAAUAAAAGGUUUCACAACA
Ylistrum balloti is the source of this 10467-nucleotide messenger RNA. RefSeq names its product E3 ubiquitin-protein ligase TRIP12-like. Gene Ontology annotation, biological process: regulation of double-strand break repair; DNA damage response; proteasome-mediated ubiquitin-dependent protein catabolic process. Gene Ontology annotation, molecular function: zinc ion binding; ubiquitin protein ligase activity. The record is from RefSeq and is a predicted model, not a curated record. Gene Ontology annotation, cellular component: nuclear speck. Lineage: Eukaryota; Metazoa; Mollusca; Bivalvia; Pectinida; Pectinidae. The transcript has 42 exons. Bases 1 to 6405 code for a protein of 2134 amino acids.